AUGGAGCAUGUGAUUUUCAACAUAUUCAUGAAAGCGAUUUCUCCAUUUUAUAAAAAGAUUAAUCGGCAGACUGUUAAGGAAGAUUGUAUUAGUACUUACACAAUUGAAAAAAGGAAGUUGAAAUCAUCGUUGAAAGGUGCUGCUGAUACUCUUAGUAAGUGUUUUAUUGAUUGGGGGAUUGAGAAUAAGGUUUCUAGCAUAACUGUUAAUGCUUCAUACAAUGAUGUGUACAUUAGGAGACUUAGAGAGGAUUUUGCUCUAAGAAAGAGAUUAAGUAUUGGAGGAAAAUUUUUUUAUGUUAGAUGUUGUGCACAUAUACUUAAUUUCUUAGUGCAAGAUGAUCAUUGUCAACUUGGUGGUGUGAUUGAUGUUGUUAGAGAAGGGAUAAAGUACUUGAACAAUUCUGAAUAUAGGCUUCUUGAAUUUCCCAAAAUUAAAAAACAGCUUCAGUUGCCCUCUAGAAAGCUACUUUUGGACUGUCCAACAAGAUGGAAUAACACCUAUUUGAUGUUAGCUUCGGGUUUAGAGUUCAAGAAUAUCUUUCCAAGAUAUGCAGACAUUGACCCCGGAUUUCACUAUGUUCCUACUGAUUUUGAGUGGAUGAAAGUGGAAGAAGUGUGCAAAUUUCUAGGAAUAUUUCAUGAAAUCACUGACAUGAUUUUCGGGUCCGAGUAUCCAACAGCUAACAUUUUUCUUGUGGAGCUCUAUAGGAUUAAAGAGCUUUUAAAUGAAAAAGCUCUUGAUCUUUUUUACCAUAUUCGGGUUAUGGCUGGAAGUAUGUCUGCUAAAUUUGAUAAAUAUUGGGGGGAAAGUAAUGUGCUGCUAUCUUUGGGUGCAAUUUUGGAUCCGAGAUACAAAAUGUUUCUUAUUAAUCAUGCUUUUCCGGUGAUUUAUGGUGAGGAUGCAGCUCCUAGAUUCGUGGCUGAGAUUAGAGACAUUCUUUAUGAGCUUUACAAUGAAUAUGUUGAUUGUCACAUUGUUUUCCAUUCUGAACAACAACAGAGGCAGGUUGUAAAAAUGAAACAAAAUGAAGGUUCUAGUUCUUCUAGUAAGAAAUAG
Messenger RNA from Coffea arabica (coffee), 1059 nucleotides. Lineage: Eukaryota; Viridiplantae; Streptophyta; Magnoliopsida; Gentianales; Rubiaceae. The record is from RefSeq and is a predicted model, not a curated record.